UAUUCGCUUGCGAUUGCAAAGGAGUCUGCCGCCGCUGUCAUCACAGAAAAGGACGCGCAGGAUAAAAAUACUACAUUUUCCAAAAGUAACAUCAUCAGGAUGCCGCGGCUAGUGGGGUGUGGAAAAAUGGCCUCAAAGUAAUUUCCAGGAUAUCCGACAGGAUCCGUGGACCAGUAUAAUUCCUUGUGUAUGUGUAUUCCCUGAUGUGUGCGCUCAAACUUUACCACGAUUGCAUUGGAGUUUAUGAUGCGAAACUCAUCCGAUGCACCCGCGAGGUGCUAAAAAAGUGUUUGGUUUGAAAUUAGCGAAAGUUAGCGUAGUGUUGGAUUUCGAUCAUUCACACCGUCACACUUUCAACCCAUUUCGUGUGUUGGUGAAAGUGAGGUGAAAAAGUGAUCAAAAAUCCUUUCGCUAGAGGAAAGCCAUCCUCGGGGCCAGGUCGUCAAGGUUUCCCGGUGUCAACCGCGAGGUCAAGGUCAGCCAUUUGGGUGAAGAAAAAUCAGAAUCGUGAGACCACCGAAUGUUCUUGUCCAACACGUGGAUCAGUGUGCUAAAGCGGAAGAUUAAUUGAAUCUCGUAACCCCCGGUAACGACGGGGUCCUCGUCCCCUGUACUCUGCACGAUGGCGUCCUCGGUUGGCAACAUGGAAACGGACGACCUUUCCGAUACCAUGAACGAUUUUCUCCCACUGCUGCCGGAAAACAUCAAGCAGGAACUGUUCGAUGCCACGGAGAAGGGCAACCUUUGCGACAGUGUGGAAAAUAAGGUGGACGAGGCGGAAACCGCCAACGAACCGCCGGCGCCGACAAAGUGCGUCUGGUGCCAGCAGACACUCACACCGAACGACCAUCCGAAGCUGCUGGAGUGUCUGCACAUCGCCUGCCAUGCGUGCAUCAAGCAGAAACUCUCCGAUCUGUCGCACAACUCGGCGCUCGUCUGUCCGGUGUGCAAGAUGGAGAGCCGGCCGGAGUACAUCAUCGAGAAUGUGUUCCUCAGCGAGACCGCCUCCAGCAGCGAAGACAACCCGGGCAGCGUCGAGUCGACGAAGGAUCAGAUCAAGUGCAGCAGCUGCAGCGACGACGCCAGUGCGACCUCCUGGUGCGUCGAGUGUGCCGAGUUCAUCUGCGAUAGCUGCGUGCAGGCGCAUCAGCGGCUGAAGAUCACCAAGGAGCACACGAUCAAGCCGAAGGAGGCGGCCUGCAGUGAGCCGACCGGCAGCAAUGGGCUGCCCGGCAAGAACAUUAUGUGCGAAAUGCAUCCGCAGGAAAAGCUGUCGCUAUACUGUGAAACGUGCGACCGGCUGACGUGCCGGGACUGCCAGCUGGUGGAUCACCGGGAUCACAAGUACAAAUUUGCCAACGAGAUUGCCAGCGAGACGCGCAGCAGCCUGAGUGCGCUGCUGAGCGAAAUCAGCUACAAAAAGGUGCUGCUAUCGAGCGCCAUGAAGGUGAUCGAUGAUCGGCAGGCGCUGAUAACGGAGAAGAAGAAGGACCUGUCGAAGGAGAUCGCCGAUCUGGUGGUGAAGCUGACCAAUGCGGUCAAUACGCGCGGCAAGCAGCUCGUGUACCGGCUGAAUCAGGUUUGCGAUACAAAACUGCAAGUGUUGAAUGAGAAAAAAGAAGCACUACAGCUUCUCUCCGGCCACACGGACCACUGCAUCGAGUUUGUGCAGAACGCGCUCGACAAGGGCAGCGACAGUGCCGUCCUGUACAGCAAGAAAACACUUGCCCGCCACCUGCAGAAGGUGAAGAGUCAGCGUGCCGACAUUCCCAACCCGGAGAUACCGGUGCGGGUACAGCUGUAUCUUUCCAAUGUGGCGGAACUACAAAACGUGAUUGCUCGAAUCGGUACGAUACUAGUCGAUGGCAAGGUAUACCCACCGUCGCCCUCAUCGGCCAAUGGUCCACCCGGUCCACCGGGUGCUCCACCCGGAGGUCCUAGUCCAGUGGCACCGCAGAGCCGUAGUAAACAGCCGAGCCCAAACAUAACACCACCCCUGCGCCCCGGUAUGCCCGGGCCGGGUAUGACGACACUCUCAUCGAACGGGCCCGGCGGUGGAGGCGGAGGUCCCGGCGGUAACUUUUCGCAAGUGCCACCAAUGUACAAUGGCAACGGGGUCGUACCGGUCGGGCCACCAUUUCCGCCUAACCAUCCGAUGAACAGGUCAUUCUCACAGGAGAACGGUCCCGGACCAGGGUCCGGGUUUGGUCGGUUUCCAAUGGGCCCGCCACACGGUAUGCCACCCCAGCAGCACGUCAGCUCUUCCACCCAUCCACAGAAUAUGGCGAACUUCAUGGGCAGCGGUGUCCCACCGGCCGGUUCCGGCGGUCACGGAUCGUCGCACCGCAUGGGAGGGGGCCAGCUAGGCGGUGGUCCGGCCAGUUUUUUGGGCGGCCCGAGCAGCGCACAUCAGAGCUUCAACCAGCCACAGCCUGGAGGCGGCCCGUCCAGCAACGGGAUGGGUAUGGGCGCGAGCGGGCCGGCGGUCGCAGCGGCCGCAGCAGCCGUUGCAGCCCGCUUUCAAUCGUUUCCCCGCUUCGCCAUGCCACCCUCGAUGCGACACAUGAUGGGAAAUAACUCGUCCACUCUCCUUACACCAAAGCAACAGUCAUCGAUGCGCUAUCCGGGGCAGCAAACUCCGCCCGGAUAUAAUCCCAAUUCACCGCAACCUCCCCAGCUGCCACCGCAACUAUCCGGAGCACCGGUACCGGGAUCGGGUGGACCUGGGCCGGGCGGUGGUGGCGGAGGUUCUGGCGGUGGUGGCAGCGGUGGUGCCAAAUGGCAUAUACCGCAAAAUAUGCAAGCGCAGCAGAACAAUGGAUUCGGUGGCCCUUCGGGAUUGCAUCUGUUCGGUAGUGGCCCAAAUGAAUCGUUUAAAAUUCCCCUCAAAUCUCCCGACACCAUGCGGAACGCAAUGCUCCUUAACGGUGGUGGUUCUUCGCUUGGGCCCCUUUCGCUUAGUGGCGGAAGUCUAGGGGGUGGAGGAGGUGGUGGCAGUAGCGGUUCUUCGAGUCUCUCUUCUGUCGGCGUCUCGCUACAUCCUCAUCAUCAUCACCAUCAGCAACAGCAACAGCAGCAGCAGCAUCAGCAUCAGCAUCAGCAACAGCAGCAGCAACAACAACAACAGCAGCAGCAACAGCAACAACAUCAACAGCAGCAACUCCAACAGCAGCAACAACAUCAGCAACAACAGCAGCAACUGCAGCAGCAACAACAGGCUCAGCAGCAACAACUGCAUAGCCAGCAGCAGUUGCAAAACCAUUUGCAACAGCUGCAAAACGCACUUCCGAAUGUAUCCUCAACAAACCCGAAAACGCCGAGUCCAAGCACGAAUGAGCCCGCGAAGGAUUUUGCUGAGUCGAUCGAUAAAACAUGCGAAGAUUCGGUGAACGAUCUGAUGGCCACCAUCGCCAAACUCGACUCGAACGGUGUACAGGUGCUUCCAGAGACGCAUCGGGGCAAGACCACCUCACCGCAGGUGCACAGCUCGACCGAUCUGACCACCAGCGGCAGUGGCGUCUCUCUGAGUGGCAGUAGUUCCACCGGUGGAACGACCACUAGCACCACCACCAUUGUGCUGGACGACAAGAGCUUGCCCAAAGAUCUGGACCCCAACGAGGACUGGUGUGCGGUGUGCAUGGACGGUGGGGAGCUGAUGUGCUGUGAUAAGUGCCCGAAGGUGUUCCACCAGACAUGCCACAUACCGGUGAUCGAGUCACUGCCGGACGAAAGCGAAACCUGGCAGUGUUUGCUGUGCUACAACUUUGCCGAUCUUCCACCGGAACCGACGGGAGAAAAACGAAACGUGGGCAUCACGCCGCUUGAGCUUAAAAUCUUGCAGCGCAUUGUGUUGGAACUGUUUUGCCAGUAUGAAACCAGUAUGCCCUUCCGGCAGCUUGAGCCGGAUACCAAUAAAGCUUACUAUGACAUCGUCCGGAAUCCAAUUUCGUUGACGAUCAUACGAGAAAAAUUGGAAAUGAGCAACAAUGACCAUUACACGGAUAUUGUUUCGUUUAUUGCGGAUGUGAAGCGGUUGUUCGACAAUGUUUAUCUGUUUUAUCAGGAGGAUAGCACGACGUACAAAAAUGCGCGCAAAUUGGAGAAAUUCUUCGAGCAGCAGCUCUCGAAGUGGCUUCCCAAGUAUCUCGAAGUCGACUGCUUUGCCGAAGAUUUUUUACCAAACACAUCGAAGCGCGUCAAGGGUCUCCAAGACGACUAACAGUCACUGCAUCAGGUGCCCGGUAUCGCCGACCAGCACAGGAGUCUCCGGAGCCCUCCCGAAAGCAUCGAGCCGAAUCUGCAGCAGCAAACGUCCUCCGAUAUGGAACCCGAGGAUCUGUCUCUUCACCACCUAGUGUCGGGUGCGCGUACCGUCACCGGCCGGCUAGCGGAUGAGGAAGACACCCUCGAUCAGUCGCCCUUGGAUGCGCAGCGUAUAACUCUGCAGAUCGAAAAAGAGUUACUGCAAGCGGAGAAGGCGUUCAUCGUUAGUAGAAAACAGUCCAUGGAUGAGGGUGGACCUGGUGGUGGUGGUGGUGGUGGUGAUGAUGCUGAAGGUGGUGAAGGCAGUAGCGGCAGUGUCGUUGCAGAUCGCACGAAGGAGGAUAUACCCGGUGAUGGUGGGUCAAUCGGCGGUGACGUACCCGAAAACGGGAGGCCUAGUGCACGGGAGAGAGAAACGUAUUCGAAGGGAACGGGGGGGCUUACUGAUGCAUUGGGACUUGCUGGUCAAACUGCCACCUUCGCCACCGAGAGCUCGCCGUCGUCCGUCGCAGCAGCGUCGUCGCCGCCGUCCGGGCCACCGUUAGACGUGCUACCGGGUACGAUUGCUGUAAUAGCCGAUGCAAAAGAAAAUGGCUCCAAAUUUAUGACAGGCACCGAAGAAAGUACCCUCGUAUGAAUAGGAACUCGAAUCGGGAACGAUCUUCCAACAACUAAUAAUUUGUAUCAGCAAUGAACGUAGGAAUUGAUGAGCUUUGUGGAAGAAUGCUGUCGUGUAUAUAUAUAGAAUAAGAAGCGUGCGUUUGUUGCGGCAUAAAAACAAAAGCAGGGAAAAGA
This is a messenger RNA of Anopheles coustani, 5058 nucleotides long. It is a transcript of the gene bon, whose product is annotated as transcription intermediary factor 1-alpha. Bases 623 to 4219 code for a protein of 1198 amino acids. Gene Ontology annotation, biological process: positive regulation of DNA-templated transcription. The record is from RefSeq and is a predicted model, not a curated record. Gene Ontology annotation, molecular function: protein binding; zinc ion binding; ubiquitin-protein transferase activity. Gene Ontology annotation, cellular component: chromatin; nucleoplasm. NCBI's taxonomy places the organism in Eukaryota, Metazoa, Arthropoda, Insecta, Diptera, Culicidae. The transcript has 13 exons.